Messenger RNA from Eptesicus fuscus (big brown bat), 1753 nucleotides. It is a transcript of the gene GALNTL5, whose product is annotated as polypeptide N-acetylgalactosaminyltransferase like 5. The record is from RefSeq and is a predicted model, not a curated record. Gene Ontology annotation, biological process: spermatid development. The coding region runs from base 290 to 1654 and encodes 454 amino acids. NCBI's taxonomy places the organism in Eukaryota, Metazoa, Chordata, Mammalia, Chiroptera, Vespertilionidae. Gene Ontology annotation, cellular component: Golgi apparatus. The transcript has 10 exons.
UGCUCAAACUCAGGCACCAGACAACCACUCCGAAACGAACUCCAUCUUCCAGAUCUUGCCGCUCACAUUCCUGCCUAAUUCUGCCUCGGACUCAACUUAGAAAACACUUGCAUUACAAAGUAGCUGGAGAAGUGGUCUCAGCGCUUGUGAAGUCAGCAUAUUUUAGAGAAGAAAAUAAUUGAUCAUGAUUUCCUUCUGAGGAGACAGAGAUGAAAAGCUGAUCACAGACCUCCCGGAUCUGUUGUUUUUGGAAAUUUAAAAAUGGACCCUAAAAAGUGCUAGAUUUACAAUGCGAAAUGUCACAAUCCUGUGUUUACUCUAUGGAACCUUGACACUUGGGAUCUUGUCAGCUCUGUUAUAUGUACAUUUUCACCGUGGUCAUGUGAGCAACUGGCAGAAGAAACCCCAGGAGCCUGCAUCAAUUUGGAAACUUGAUAAAAAAUUGCAACAGCAAGCUAUCCACGGCUCAGGGCAAAUACCAAGACAACAUGUAAGAACUGAAAGACGUAACAAAGAUGAAACUAAGGAACGGCGUCCAUUUUUAAAAUUAGGUGAGAAUUUUAACUAUACGGACCCAGAAUUUCUUCAUGGCCUUUUAAUAUAUGGACUUAAUACCAUUAUCAGUAAAAGCUUGGGCAAUCAGAGACAUGUGCCAGAUACCAGGGAUAAAAUGUGUCUUAAAAAACGUUACCCAACCAGGCUACCUACUGCCAGCGUUGUCAUUUGUUUUCACAAUGAAGAAUUUAAUACCUUGUUUCGGACAGUGUCCAGUGUCAUGAACCUCACUCCACACCAGAUCCUUGAAGAAAUUAUUUUGGUAGAUGACAUGAGCGAAUUUGAUGAUCUGAAAGAAAAACUAGACUAUCACCUGGAAAUUUUUCGGGAGAAGAUUAAAAUAAUAAGAACCAAAAGGAGGGAGGGGCUGAUCCGUGCAAGGCUGAUGGGAGCAGCGCGCGCUUCAGGGGACGUGCUGGUGUUCCUGGACAGCCACUGUGAAGUGAACAGAGUCUGGCUGGAGCCCUUGCUGGCGGCCAUCGCCAAGGACCGCAAAAUGGUGGUGUGCCCCAUGGUGGAUUCCAUUGACCACCUGACACUGAACUACUAUCCCUCUCCUAUUGUAAGAGGAGCUUUCAACUGGCAACUACAAUUUGAAUGGGACACUGUUUUCACUUAUGAGAUGGAUGGACCAGAAGGACCCACCACACCCAUCCGGACCCCUGCAAUGUCUGGAGGAAUUUUUGCUAUAAAUCGGCAUUAUUUUAACGAGAUCGGACAGUACGACAAGGAAAUGAACCUCUGGGGAGCAGAAAAUUUGGAACUUUCACUAAGGAUCUGGAUGUGUGGAGGCCAGCUCUUUAUACUGCCCUGCUCGCGAGUAGGACAUGUUGAUAGACAUAUUAUCCACAAUGUAACCCAAGUUCUCAAAGCCCUGAGAUAUAACAACCUCAGACUGGUGCAUGUCUGGCUGGAUGAAUACAAGGAGCAGUUUUUUUUACGAAGACCUGAUCUGAAAUCCACCCCCUAUGGAAACAUUAGUGAGCGUGUUGAAUUAAGGAGACGAUUGGGCUGCAAAUCAUUUCAGUGGUAUCUGGAUACUGUCUUCCCAGAACUGGAGACAUUUGAUGAAAUGAAAGCAAAUAAUUUUCAUCAAUAAAGGGUUAAAAAGUCCCCUCGGCCUUCAACACAGAGAAGAGCACAAGUUUGGGACAUCGUGACAUUGUAUGAAAUACAGCCAGAGUGGUCUACAACAGGA